Messenger RNA from Capronia coronata CBS 617.96, 1362 nucleotides. RefSeq lists its product as uncharacterized. NCBI's taxonomy places the organism in Eukaryota, Fungi, Ascomycota, Eurotiomycetes, Chaetothyriales, Herpotrichiellaceae. Gene Ontology annotation, molecular function: syntaxin binding. The transcript is spliced from 3 exons. The record is from RefSeq and is a predicted model, not a curated record. Bases 1 to 1362 code for a protein of 453 amino acids.
AUGGCGACCAGCGCGCAAAGUCCUACGUCGCAAGCCGCCAGCACACCCAAUGGCGACAUCCAUGAUUUGCCUCCGCCCAUGCCGACGGCUAAGAAGGGCAAGGCUAAAAAAGACAAACAACUCAGCGCGGAAGAGAACGCGAAACUAGUUCAGGCACGACUGUCGCAGUUGGAGCAAGAAAAGGCUGGUGAAAAGACACAACAGGCGGAAGUGGAUCGAGAAGUAAAGAAGGCCACCCGUGAUUUGAACGAGUUGAUCAAUAGCGUUGAAGGGCCCUUGAGCCGGCUUGAUCUGGUCCAAAAGAAAUAUGAGGAGCUACUCGGCGAAAUGAAAAAGCUAGAACGCGACUAUGCUAAAAACAAGAAGCGAGCCGACCAGUUGCAGAAGGAACAGGACAAGUUUAAGUCGGAGCACAACAAGACCGCCACAAUGAAGGACAAACUCGAGAAGCUGUGCCGGGAGCUGACCAAAGAAAACAAGAAACUCAAGGACGAGAACAAGAAGCUGGAGGAAACAGAGAAGCAAGCCCGAGAGACAAUCAACGAACGCCUGGACCACAUGCUGUACGACGUCCAAGAAGCCAUGAACAACCGAACCACCACACAUUCCGAGAACCUUCACCUGGAACUGGACGAAUUAUUCAAAACACGAUGCAAGGUUUUAGCAGACCAGGCCGAAAUUCGGGAGAUGCAUUUCCGAGCCAUUCUUCGACACAAAGACGCCGAAAUCGCACACCUACAGGCAAAAUACGAAGUCGAACGCCGCAGAGCCGAAUCCGAAGCCGCACGUUGUCGUACGCUUACGAACCAGGUCUCGACGUUCUCCCACACCGAGGCCGAGCUGCGGAGCCAACUCAACAUCUACGUCGAGAAGUUCAAACAGCAGGUCGAAGACACGCUCAACAAUAGCAAUGAGCUCUUUCUCACGUUCCGCAAGGAGAUGGAGGAGAUGUCGAAGAAGACUAAGCGUCUCGAGAAGGAGAACCUGACUCUCACCCGAAAGCACGACCAAACCAAUCGAAACAUCCUGGAGAUGGCCGAGGAGCGCACCAGGGACAAGGAGGACCUGGAGAGGCUUCGGAAGCAAGAACAGCAGAUGCGCAACAUCAUCAAGACCAUGCAGGAGCAGGGCCGCGGCGCACCACUCCAGCAAGAGCUUGUCGACGAAGAAGGCACGGAGAGCGAGUACGACGAGGAGUAUGAGGACGAAGACGAGGAAGACGGGGAGAGUUACGAAGGUGAGGAGGAGUUGGCGGCGGAAAUUGCAAAUGCAAAGCCUGUCUUUGGCCCUGAGCCUCCACCGGAAAUGCUCAAGGCCAACGGUCAGAAGGCCGCAGCCGUCGUUAAUGGCGUCAAGCAUUGA